Molecule: messenger RNA, 891 nt
Organism: Kazachstania africana CBS 2517
Lineage: Eukaryota; Fungi; Ascomycota; Saccharomycetes; Saccharomycetales; Saccharomycetaceae
Gene: CDC28
Product: cyclin-dependent serine/threonine-protein kinase CDC28
Exons: 1
Coding region: 1-891 (296 amino acids)
Biological process (GO): signal transduction; G1/S transition of mitotic cell cycle; regulation of G2/M transition of mitotic cell cycle
Cellular component (GO): cyclin-dependent protein kinase holoenzyme complex; nucleus; cytoplasm
Molecular function (GO): cyclin binding; ATP binding; cyclin-dependent protein serine/threonine kinase activity
Source: RefSeq, a predicted model, not a curated record
AUGAGUGGAGAUUUAGCAAAUUAUAAGAGACUGGAGAAAGUCGGUGAAGGUACAUACGGUGUUGUUUAUAAGGCGUUAGAUUUACGUCAAGGUCAAAGGAUCGUUGCAUUGAAAAAAAUUAGAUUAGAGAGUGAAGAUGAAGGUGUUCCAAGUACAGCAAUAAGGGAAAUUUCAUUACUGAAGGAAUUGAAAGAUGAGAAUAUCGUUAGAUUAUAUGACAUUGUUCAUUCGGACGCUCACAAAUUAUAUUUGGUGUUUGAAUUUUUAGAUCUUGAUUUAAAAAGGUAUAUGGAGAGUAUACCAAAGGAGCAACCUUUAGGUGAUAGCAUUAUUAAGAAGUUUAUGAUGCAGCUUUGUAAGGGUAUUGCUUAUUGCCAUGCGCACAGAAUUUUACAUCGUGAUCUAAAACCACAAAAUCUUUUAAUUAACAAGGAAGGAAAUUUGAAGUUGGGAGAUUUUGGUUUAGCAAGAGCUUUUGGUGUUCCAUUGAGAGCUUAUACACAUGAAAUUGUUACAUUAUGGUACAGAGCCCCUGAAGUCUUGUUAGGAGGAAAGCAAUACAGUACAGGGGUGGAUACAUGGUCGAUUGGUUGUAUCUUUGCUGAAAUGUGUAAUAGAAAACCAAUUUUCAGUGGUGAUAGUGAAAUUGACCAAAUCUUUAAGAUCUUUAGAGUUCUUGGUACACCAAAUGAAAGCGUUUGGCCUGAUAUCGUUUAUUUGCCUGAUUUCAAACCGAGUUUCCCACAAUGGCGUAGAAAGGAUUUGUCACAAGUUGUGCCAAGUUUAGACGCCCAAGGUAUUGAUUUAUUAGACAAACUAUUAGCAUAUGAUCCUAUCAAUAGAAUUAGUGCAAGAAGAGCAAGCAUGCAUCCGUAUUUCCAAGAAUCCUGA